AUGCUUGAUAACUUGUACUCCCCGAAGGCCAAACUCAUCCGUCUCGAAGCCCUGGUUCUGUUGGCGACUGUCCUUCUGUUUCUGCUGAUCAUCUUUGGUUCGUUCCGGCGCCGGUCCAGCAACACCGUCAUCCAAGCCGUCGUCUCGGUUGCUUACACGUGCUCCACCUUCUUGGUGUUCUACACCGUUGGACAAAUGCAAUCCUCUGGCAUCAAUAAUGGAUUGCUUGCGAUAUGGGCCAUUUGCUUGUCCUUGGUACUCGGAAGCGCCAUCUCUAUUUCAGCUUAUGGCCUUGAAGACAAUGAAAAUUGGAAAAAGAAUUUUGCAGAAAAUAUUACGCACUUGUUUAUUAUUGGUUACUUGGUGGGCACAUAUCUCGGGCACACCCACUCCAGCUUCAGAAUCCCGGUUGUUGUACUUUUGAUUCUGACGGGUAUCAGAGUCGGUGAACGGACAGAUGUAUUUCAAGGGGCCACCAAAACAAACGGGCAGAAGAAAAGCAAAUUAAUCGCAGCCUACAUGAAAUACGAGUCCGAAUUGACGCCGCAAGAUGAACCCGAUCCCACGAACAUGAGAGGAUACAAUUAUCUGGUUUAUGGAGAAGAUCAAGUUGGUCUUAUUUAUGAAGCUCCUAACUGCCUACUCCGAAUAGAAAUAACUGAUCGUCAGGUUAUCACCGUCAACAAAAUCUGGCGGUGCACUGGAGGUCUGCUGAGCUCGAGCGGAGAUCCAGAAGGGCGUUUGAAAGACAUUUGUCUUUCGUUUGCCCUGUUCAAGCUAAUUCAGCGUAGAUUUUCCGGCUAUCAACUUGCUGAGAGCAGCCUCCAAAAGACCAGGGACUUCGUGAUUCGGGGAUUGCUCUCCAACGAUGAUGAUGCUCAUGAAAGAGCCUUCAGGGUGAUCGAGGUAGAGCUGGCUUUCCUUCAUGAUUAUUUCUAUACAAAGUAUCCUUUGAUAUUUGUUAGUGAGAAAUUCAUGCUAGCCAUGUCAGCUACACUUCUGAUAUUUCUAUGUUGGUCCGGAGUGUCAGUCAUGAAGUAUUAUCUAUCCCCUACCACUUACUUCAACCUUAUCACAAUCGGAAGGAAGAGCUUCGAUGCAAUUUUCACCUUGAUAAUUGUAGUAGCCAUUGCUUUGCUGGAACUGUUCCAGAUCUUGCUCUAUGUGUGCUCGGAGUGGGCCAAAGUAUCUCUCGUUUGUAGAUACGUUGCUCAUCCUUCAUGGCAUGAUAAGCCAUGGAUCACAGAAAUGAUAAAACAUCUUUGCCAUCUAAAGGUUUUCGACAGGGUUUUGCAGAAUAAGCUGGGUCAGUAUUCGCUUCUUGAACAUUGUGAUUAUAAGCCAACAGCUAAGAACAUGUUAUAUUGCAUGACAUGUGAAAUGGUUGGGAAGACCAGAGCUGGCCAAAAACAAAGCAAGCGAUUAAAGCUGCCAAGGGAGGUAAAGAAAGCAGUCGUCCGUUGGCUCAGACUCAACCAUGACGCCCUGCCGACCAACGGAAUUUCGUCUCUGCAACGAAAUGGAGUGAGCGCACAGCUUUCAUGGGCAUGCAAUCUUGAAACUCACGCGCAGGUAAUAUUGGUUUGGCAUAUAGCCACUUCUCAGUGUGAGAUCCACGGAUCCCGAGUGGAGCGCGCAAACGUUACCUCGAUGGAGAUGAAGGAUAACCAAGUCGUUGCUAACAGUUUAUCGCAAUAUUGUGCAUACUUGGUAGGGUUUGUCCCAGAUCUUCUACCGGACAACAGUUUUGAUGUUCAGUUGAUCUUUGAUGACGCAGUAAAGGAAGCUUCCUCGCAACUCGGGACAUUGAACUUGGACCAAAGGUUUCAAAGUAUGAUGAACCAAAGUGACACUUCUCAGAAUGUCGUUUGUAGGGGUGCGAGACUGGGAAAGCAGUUGAUAGACAUGGAGACGCCAGAGAUGCGAUGGAAGGUGAUGGCGGAAUUUUGGGUGGAGAUGAUCCUGUUCCUUGCUCCAUCAGACAAUGCAAAAGCUCAUGCGGAGGGUCUUGCAAGAGGUGGGGAGUUCAUCACGCAUCUGUGGGCGUUACUUUCCCAUGCAGGCAUACUUGGAAGAGGCGCCAGCUGCAUACUUUAGUUGAUUGUCUGAUGCAUUCAGCAUUCUCCUGUGUGUGGGUGUGUCAAUAAGCGCUAGUUUGUGUGUGGGUAUGUGUCGAUAAGCGCGAGUUUGUGUGUGCUAGCGCGUGCAUCUGCCCGUGUGCGUGUCUGUAAGCGCUAGUUUGUGUGUGCCAGCGCGUUUAUGUGCCCGUGUGCGUGUGCAUGUGCGAGUGUUACUUGCGUGCAUUGCGUGCGUGCGCGGUACAGCCAGUUUUCGUUCUUUUAGCAAGUGUGUUCGUCUGUCAGUGGUGAUGUAAGACGUACUCGUGUGAAGUGAAUGUAGCGUC
Molecule: messenger RNA, 2404 nt
Organism: Musa acuminata subsp. malaccensis (wild Malaysian banana)
Lineage: Eukaryota; Viridiplantae; Streptophyta; Magnoliopsida; Zingiberales; Musaceae
Source: RefSeq, a predicted model, not a curated record